Molecule: messenger RNA, 1374 nt
Organism: Trichomonas vaginalis G3
Lineage: Eukaryota; Parabasalia; Trichomonadida; Trichomonadidae
Product: putative selenium metabolism protein SSNA family
Exons: 1
Coding region: 1-1374 (457 amino acids)
Molecular function (GO): hydrolase activity, acting on carbon-nitrogen (but not peptide) bonds
Source: RefSeq, a predicted model, not a curated record
AUGCUUUCCUCCUGCGCAACCCGCCGACUUAAAACUAUUGUAGGAAAUGGCAAACUCAUCCGUAGUCUCAACCACGACCUUGAAGAGAAUGGUGCUGUUGUAUACGAAGACGACACCAUCAUUGAUAUCGGCAAGACAGAAGUAAUGCGCAAAAAGUAUGCCGGAUCUAAGUACAUCAAUGCUGAUGGUAAACUUAUUAUGCCAGGUCUGAUCAAUGCGCAUGGCCACUACUAUAGCUUCUUCAGCCGUGGUAUGAGUCUCAAAGAUCCACUACCAUACACAUUCCUUGAAGUUCUUGAAAGACUCUGGUGGCGUCUCGACCGUGCUCUUCAGCAUGAGGAUAACUAUUUAUCAGCCGCAGCUGACAAUAUUGCUGCUAUUAAAGCUGGUACAACAACAAUUAUUGAUCAUCAUGCAUCACCAAAUGCCAUUGAAGGUGCACUUGAUGACAUCGCUCAAGCCGCUCUUGAUGCUGGUGUUCGUAAUCACAUUGCUUACGAAGUCACCGAUCGCAAUGGAAUGGAUGGUGCUUAUGCAGGUAUCGAAGAGAAUCGCCGUUUCAUUGAGCGCUGCUACAAGAAAGACAAGAACCCAAUGCUGGCCGCUUCAUUUGGUCUUCAUGCAGCUUUCACAUGCAGUGAUGAGACAUUGAAGAAGUCAGUUGAAGCCCUCGCCUCAGUUAAAGAAGCUGCUGGCAAAGUUGGAUUCCACAUUCAUGUUGCUGAAGGCAAGUAUGAUGAAGAACAAUCAUUGAAGAAUCACGGAAAGACUGUUGUCGAUAGACUCGUCGAGUUCGGCAUUGCUGGCCCAGAAACAAUUUAUGGACACUGUGUUCAUGUCAAUGAUCAUGAACUUGAUUUAAUCAAGAAGACAGGAACAAACAUUGUUACAAAUCCAGCUUCCAACAUGAACAAUGCAGUUGGCCUUCCACGUGCAAUUGAUUUUGUUAAACGCGGAAUUCCACUUGCUCUUGGUACAGAUGGCUGCACAUAUGAUAUGUUCCAGGAAAUGAAGUUCCUUUACUUCGGUAACAAGUUCAUCAACAAAGACCCACGUGUUUUCGGAUGGGAAUCUGGUGAUGUUCUCUUCAAUGGAAACUCCAAGAUCGCUUCAAAGGCCUUCCAGAAGAAGGUUGGAGUUCUCGAGAAAGGUGCAUUUGCUGAUAUCAUUCUUGUUGACUACCAAGUUCCAACAGUCCUUUCUACAGGAUCACUCCCAUGGCACAUGGUCUUCGGCAUGACAGGAGCAAAUGUCCAUACGACAAUUGUUGGUGGCAGGACUGUCAUGAGAAACCGUGAAUUAUUAAAAAUUGAUGAGAAGGAAGUCAUGGCACGUGCUCGUGAGCGUACUCCAGGCGUCUGGGAGAGACUUUAA